Molecule: messenger RNA, 2262 nt
Organism: Trematomus bernacchii (emerald rockcod)
Lineage: Eukaryota; Metazoa; Chordata; Actinopteri; Perciformes; Nototheniidae
Gene: hmgxb4a
Product: HMG box domain containing 4a
Exons: 13
Coding region: 163-1968 (601 amino acids)
Source: RefSeq, a predicted model, not a curated record
GCAUCACCAAACCCCGCCCCCUACGUCGGCACGUAUUACUCUCUCAAAUUAAAAGAUGGCGACUCGACCCGCGUAAAUUGGAGCUCUGAAAGGUCUGGAUCCUGCCUUAUGUUGUCAUUGUGACAUUCUGUGACGGAUCGACGUGUUGACAGAAGAGGGGCUAUGGCUUUUGAGGAGAUCAAGAGUAAAGGAGGAAUGGAUAUGGUGAUGGACGGAGAAAGAGGCCUUGUAGCCGGUCGGAGCCAGAGAGAGAAGAGGAGGUCGUACAAGGAUCUGUUGAGGGAGGAAGAGGAGAUCGCUGCUCAGGUCCGGAAGUCUUCCAAGAAGCGUCCAAAAGAUUCAGAGCUGUUCAUGCUCGGAGGAGACUCGCACAAAAAGAAGAAGAAACACAGCGAUGACUACUACUACAGAGACCACGAUGGCCCUCCUCCCCACAAGAAGAAGCACAAAUCGGCAGACCGCUCCCCCAUGUCCUCCCCCUCCUCCCUCCCCACAGACACAGCGAUGGGCCUCCUGCAGGCCAUCACCUCCCCUCUGGCCACCGGUUCAGACCCCAGCCCCCAUUUACACAAGAAACCCUCGUACCCUCCUUUCUCCUCGCACUCCUCCAAGGACCGUAAGCGUGAGAGCAGCAGCGGCGGUGGCGGCGGCGGAGGAAGCAAAGGCAGCCAUUCCUUCUCUCACAACCGUCCUCCAUCUUCUUCCUCCUCCUCAAAGAAGCACUCCUCCUCCUCUUCCUCAAAGUCGUCCCUGUUUCACGGCGGCGCCCCCAAGGAGGAGCCGCUGACGCUGCGGGAGGCCGACGGGCUGAAGAUGAAGCUCAUCAUGUCGCCGGAGAAGGAGGAAGGAGAGACGUUCCCGUUCCCGCCUCCUCACUCGUCUAAAGGAGGUGGGAAGAAGGAGAAGGACAGAGACCGGACGCAGCACUCGAAGACGCCCAAGAAGAAAGUCCAGCAGAGCAGAGAUCCUCUGCCCGUGGUGGGGAAAGAGGUGGAGGUGGAGGGUCAUUACGGAGGAGGCAUGGGAGACGACAGCUCUUCCUCUGGGGGAGAACUGGAGGCCGGUGAACUGGUUAUAGACGAUUCGUACACACACCUGUCCAAGAAGAAGAAGAAGAGCAAAAAGAGCAAGAAGAAGAAGGACAAGGAAAAAGACAGAGACAAGGAGAAAAGUGGGAAGGACAAGAAGCACAGCAAGGGAUUCGGAGACUCGUCGAGGAGCCACAGUCACUCCCAUCCCACCGUCACUCACAGCGCCGUGGGGCCGAUGUACGCCAUGAGCUCGCCCGUUCCUCCUCCUCAUCAUCACCCCGCCAACGAUGGGGUGACGGAGAAGAAGAAGAAGAAGAAAGAUGAGAACGAUCGGGAUAAACACGACAAGGACAAAGACAAGCCCAAGAAGAAGAACACGACAGCGUACCAGGUGUUCUGUAAGGAGUACAGAGUCAACAUUAAUGCAGAACAGCCGGGACUAGUCUUUGGUGAGCUUAGCAAAAAGCUGGCGGAGGUGUGGAAGGCGAUGCCAGAGAAAGACAAGCUGGUGUGGAAGCAGAAGGCUCAGUAUCUGCAGCACAGACAGAACAAAGCCGAGGCAACGACCGUCAAACACAAGAGCGCCCCCGAGGGGAAGAGCAAAGUAAUAGGAGCAGGAACAGGGAUGGUGUCCCCCAGCAGAGCGCCUGGAAACCUCUCUCUGUCUCCGGCUAGAGUUCCUGAGGUGGAUCCCAUCGAUGCAGCCGCUCACCUGCAGCUGCUCGGAGAAUCCCUGUCUCUGAUUGGCCAUCGGCUGCAGGAGACUGAGGGCAUGGUGGCGGUGUCCGGCAGCCUGUCUGUCCUCCUCGACUCCAUCCUGUGUGCUCUGGGCCCGCUGACCUGUCUCACUGCUCAGAUACCGCAACUCAACGGCUGCCCUCGAAACGUCCUGUCUAAUACGUUGGACAACAUCGCCUACAUCAUGCCGGGGCUUUGAGUGAAGGAUAAUCGAAAUUUGACGUCAGAAAUCCUCAGAUUUGACCCUCUGACUUUAAUUUAAACAACUCUUAUCUUAGCCGCUGAAAAGCCGCAUAUUUUUUAGCGUCAACAUGUUUUUAAAGUGUAUUUUUGUAAACCUUGUUCUCUUAAUUUUCGAAUUAUUAUUUUAAAAACAUUUUACUGAGCAUGUUGAUCUCCGAGCUUAGUUUUAAUGUUACUGUACAGGUUGUGUGUGUGUGUGUGUGUGUGUGUGUGUGUGUGUGUGUGUGUGUGUGUGUGUGUGUGUGUGGUG